AUGAUAUCUUCAUGUAAAUACCCACCAGAUUACAGAUCCACUUCUUCAAAUUGUGGAAAUGUAGAAGUCAAGUGCUCAAUACUGAAGGAGAAAGAAAAUGUAUCAUUAACUAAUGAAAAGAUAGCUGAGUUGUACCACAAUAUGUUCAAAACAUGUGAAAAGUUGCAGUUAAAUCAUGAAAAUAAAACAACUGGACCUCAAAAGUUACAGACUUUAACUGGGCAAAAAUGUGAAUGUGGUCUGGAGAAUUAUACAACUUGUCAACUAUACCAUAAUGAUGAACAGAGAGGCAGUGAUCCUCCAACUGAGAUUUCUGUGUGUGACAUUUGCCAAAAAAGUUUUAAAUCCUUAUCUCAUUUGGCUUCUCAUAAAAUUGUACACACUCCAUUGAAAUGUUACAUAUGUUGCCACUGUGAUAAAAGUUAUAACAUUGGAGAUGAAUAUGAUCUACACUUAGCAACACAUUUUAGGUAUAAGCCAUUUAAAUGUGAAAUUUGUGAAAAAUGUUAUGCAGAUAAACAAUACCUAAAAGCUCACAUUAGAUUACAUAAUGGAGAAUCAAUUCACAAAUGUGAGAAGUGCCAUUACACGUCACCUUAUCUGUGUCGGCUAAAACAACAUCAAAAGAUUCAUCUAAACCUUCAAUCAGUUGAGGGUGUUGAAAAUGUACAAAAUUGUGAUAUUUGCCAAAAAAAGCUUUGUUUCUAUAGCUCACCAUUUGUCCCAUCAACUGAUACAUACACCUUUGCAGCUUUACAUAUGUAG
Physella acuta is the source of this 765-nucleotide messenger RNA. RefSeq names its product zinc finger protein 181-like. Gene Ontology annotation, cellular component: nucleus. The record is from RefSeq and is a predicted model, not a curated record. Gene Ontology annotation, biological process: regulation of gene expression. NCBI's taxonomy places the organism in Eukaryota, Metazoa, Mollusca, Gastropoda, Physidae.